This is a messenger RNA of Lucilia cuprina (Australian sheep blowfly), 1077 nucleotides long. Its product is annotated as farnesol dehydrogenase-like. The record is from RefSeq and is a predicted model, not a curated record. NCBI's taxonomy places the organism in Eukaryota, Metazoa, Arthropoda, Insecta, Diptera, Calliphoridae. The transcript has 2 exons. Bases 18 to 386 code for a protein of 122 amino acids.
UGGUAGAGCAAGCAAGUAUGGAACGUUGGCAAAAUAAGGUAGCUGUGAUAACGGGUGCCGGUUCAGGCAUAGGUGCUGCCACUUCUAAAGUUCUCGUGGAAGAAGGCAUGAUUGUUGUAGGUUUUGACAUACGUUUGGAUAGUAUGGAAACUAAAGUUAAGCCAACAAUGGCUGCUGAUAAACAGCACAAUUUCCAUUAUUACAAAUGUAAUGUGGGAGACGAGGAGAGUGUUAAGGAGGCUUUUAAAUGGGUGGAAGAGCAAUUUGGUGGCGUAGAUGUUUUAAUUAAUAAUGCUGGUCUUUUAAGAACAAGCAGUAUAUUGGCUGGGAACAAUUCACAAGAUCUUAAAGAUAUCAUUAAUGUUAAUGUAAUGGGUGUUGCCUGAUGUACACGAGAAGCAUUUCAUUCAAUGAAAAAACGUCAAGUUGAUGGUCAUGUUAUUCUCAUUAACAGUCUGGCUGGACAUAAAGUUCCACUUUUGCCUGGUAUGAGUUUUAGCAUUUAUUCACCCUCAAAACAUGCUGUUACUGCCAUGACUGAAGUAUUUAGGCAAGAAUUUAAAGCUGAAAAGACUAAAAUUAAAGUAACUAGCAUUAGUCCAGGUGGUGUUAAUACCAACAUAAUGGGUAAGGAUUGCCCAAUGCCUGAUGAUAUACCCAUUUUACAACCUGAAGAUUUGGCUGAUGCUAUUUUGUUUAGCUUAAAAACACCUCCUCAUGUACAAAUUCAUGAAUUAACUAUUAGGUCGGUGGGUGAAUUAGUUUAAUCUUUAUUUAUUAUUAUUUAUGAUGCCACAAUUGUUUUUAAGGAAUUAGAAAAUUGUUUGUUAAAAAAAAUUUGUUUUGUGCAUCAGAUAUUUAUUUUAUUUGUUUUUAAUGGUAUAUUUUGUUAUCAAUUUUUAGUAGAUAGAGUUUUUAUGAAUGUCAAUGCUCUACCUCUAGCCAUUAAUAUUUAUAAAAUGAAUUACAUAUUAUGUGAAUUGUUUGACUUGUAUUGGGAUACCAAUAUUGUUAAAUCAAUGUUUAAAAUUAAUUCCAAAAUUUUUAAUAAAUUUUUUUAUUUAUAACUAACCAAAA